AGCUCCUCAAGAGUACGGGACAUGAUUGACUUCCUUCCCAGGGGCUGAAAGGCAUCAAUCCCUUGAUCCAUCUGCACCAACUCCUUGCCCUUUGCAUUUGACACAGCGCCUAUUCUAUAAGACAAACUGAGAAUAAGAUACCGCGAUGCCGCGCCGUACCCACGACUCCAUCUGCUCUGAGACACAUAAAGACCUACGAUCUCAGAGACGCAGCAGAAACCGGACCUCGAAGCAAGCCGAGAAAUACUAUGGAUAUCGCUGCGUGCAACCCGGCUGGAUCGACCAGGAGUACCUCUCUGUGACCCGAGUUCCCCGAGAAUGCUUCUAUCCAAACAUCAACAUAUUCGCAAGCUGCGCCCCGCUCGUCACAGAUGCCGCCGACAUCAAAGUUGCAAAGUGGACAAAACGAGACAUGUGGCUAGACCGCGACGUGGAUAUCUGGCCGCUCGACGUAAGACGCCACAAAGGGAGGAGGAUCCGGGAGAAAUACUGCUGGAAGUGGAACGAGCUCGAAUUUGGGCGCAGGAUGAAGCAGAAAUCCCGGUGUCUCGAAUUCGCCGCUGAAGAUGGCGAGUUCUUAGCCCUAGAUGAUGAUCUCGAUAUGGACGCCGCGGUCUGCUGGUUGUGUGAACCAUUCUGGGACGACGAGGAGGAUCAGGGUCGCAAUGAUCGCGGUGAGCGGCCACCUCGCUAUGUUAGCCUCGAUGGCGAAUGUUACUCCGACGACACUCCCCAGGAGGUCGACGCCGACGACGUGGACGGUCCCUGGGAGAGGGAACUCCUUGACCUGUAUUGCGACAACGGCGAUGGAGAUGAUUUCAGCGUCAUUUCAGAGCGGGAGGCAUUCGAUGACAUGUCGUUACCUUCGAUUGAAGAUGAUUAUGAAAUGGUCUGAGGAAGGACGACGAGGCGACAGCAGCCAUUCAUGGUGACAUGGACUCUGUACACUAUUUGAUGAAGAAAGCGCAGCGCAGCGAAGCUUGAAAGUGAAGAAGCCAUGAUGCUCUCUUAGCGCUAAUGAUUGGAAACAAGUCCUUGACGACGGGCGAGACCCCGAUCGACCAAGCAUGCAUUCAAAUGAGCGCAAAGAUUGAAGCUAGAAAUGCGCAAUGACAAUCUAUGUCUAGCCAGACUUUUCCUCUAAGGUAAAGACAGUGAGA
Molecule: messenger RNA, 1160 nt
Organism: Cladophialophora immunda
Lineage: Eukaryota; Fungi; Ascomycota; Eurotiomycetes; Chaetothyriales; Herpotrichiellaceae
Exons: 1
Coding region: 146-895 (249 amino acids)
Source: RefSeq, a predicted model, not a curated record